UGGUUUGUGUGUCACACUGCCGGACUAAGUUUUGAGGCAAUCGGGUCAAAUUCACCAGGUAUCGUACUUUCUGGAUUAUUAUCCAGGUGUGCCGCCAACCUGUUUGACCCCCUGCUUCUAGUUACUUCUUUAUAGUAAGUGAACAGGUGUACACACACACACACACACACACAAAAACAAAAGUGGAUUUAAGUGUCGGCGUCACCCAGCACACGGUCAGGAGGGGGGAAACGGGGUCGCAACUACCUGCCAGGAUGACGGACACUCGCCGACGAGUCAAAGUCUAUACCCUCAAUGAGGACAGACAGUGGGACGACCGUGGGACCGGACACGUCUCCUCGGGCUACGUGGAGCGUUUGAAAGGCACGUCCCUCCUGGUGCGAGCAGAGAGUGAUGGUUCCCUACUGCUGGAGUCCAAAAUCAAUCCAACCACAGCCUACCAGAAACAACAGGAUACAUUGAUAGUGUGGUCCGAGGCGGAGAAUUAUGACCUGGCACUCAGCUUCCAGGAGAAGGCUGGCUGUGAUGAAAUCUGGGAGAAAAUAUGCCAGGUGCAGGGUAAGGACCCGUCAGUGGAUAUCACCCAGGAUGUGGUCGAUGAGUCUGAGGAUGAGCGCUUUGAGGACAUGUCAUCCCCUGGUCUGGAAUUACCGCCAUGUGAACUGAACCGCUUGGAGGAUCUGGCUGAACUGGUGGCCUCAUCACUCCCAUCACCACUGCGGCGCGAGAAGCUGGCUCUUGCUGUGGAGAAUGAGGGCUACAUUCGCAAGCUCCUGGAACUGUUUCAUGUGUGUGAGGAUUUGGAGAACAGUGAGGGACUGCACCACCUGUACGAAAUAAUUAAAGGCAUCUUCCUGCUCAAUCGCACGGCACUCUUUGAGGUUAUGUUCUCUGAAGAGUGCAUUAUGGACGUCAUUGGUUGUCUGGAGUUUGACCCAGCACUCCCACAGCCAAGGCGGCACCGGGAGUUUCUAACUAAGACCGCCCGCUUCAAAGAGGUGAUCCCCAUCUCUGAUCCUGAACUGCGUCAAAAAAUACACCAGACGUAUCGUGUGCAGUAUAUUCAGGAUAUGGUGCUGCCCACGCCCUCAGUUUUUGAGGAAAACAUGCUGUCCACCCUGCACUCCUUCAUCUUCUUUAACAAGGUGGAGAUUGUGGGCAUGCUACAGGAUGAUGAGAAGUUCCUGACAGACCUCUUUGCACAGCUCACAGAUGAGGCCACAGACGACGAUAAAAGACACGAACUGGUGAACUUCCUAAAAGAAUUCUGUGCAUUCUCCCAAACGUUACAACCUCAAAACAGAGACGCCUUCUUCAAGACGUUGUCGAACAUGGGCAUUCUACCGGCACUAGAGGUCAUACUGGGAAUGGAUGACGUUCAGGUGCGUGGGGCAGCCACAGAUAUUUUCUCUUAUCUGGUGGAGUACAACCCCUCCAUGGUACGAGAGUUCGUCAUGCAAGAGUCUCAGCAGAAUGAUGAUGACAUCCUCCUGAUCAACCUGAUCAUAGAACACAUGAUCUGUGAUACAGACCCAGAGCUAGGUGGAGCGGUGCAGCUGAUGGGUCUGCUACGGACUCUGGUGGACCCUGAGAACAUGCUGGCUACUGCAAAUAAAACAGAAAAGACAGAGUUCCUGAGCUUUUUCUACAAGCACUGUAUGCACGUCCUGUCUGCUCCUCUGCUGGCCAACACCACGGAGGAGAAGCCCAGCAAAGAUGAUUUUCAAACAUCCCAGUUGCUGGCCUUGAUUUUGGAGCUGCUGACAUUCUGUGUUGAGCAUCACACCUAUCACAUCAAGAACUACAUCAUCAACAAGGACAUCCUCAGGAGGGUACUGGUGCUCACGGCCUCUCAGCACGCCUUCCUGGCACUAUGUGCCCUGCGCUUCAUGCGGAGGAUCAUUGGUCUGAAGGAUGAGUUCUACAAUCGUUACAUCAUGAGAAAUUUCCUCUUUGAGCCUGUAAUCAAGGCCUUCCUCAAUAACGGCUCACGCUACAAUCUCAUGAAUUCAGCCAUCAUUGAGAUGUUUGAGUAUGUCCGUGUGGAGGAUGUGAAGUCUCUCACAGCUCAUAUAGUAGAGAAUUACUGGAAGGCCCUGGAGGAUGUGGACUACGUCCAAACAUUCAAGGGCCUCAAGCUGCGGUAUGAGCAACAGCGAGAGAGGCAAGACAACCCCAAACUGGAUAGCAUGCGCUCCAUUCUGAGGAAUCACCGCUUCCGUCGUGAUGCACGGACACUGGAGGACGAGGAGGAGAUGUGGUUCAACACAGAUGAGGAUGACAUGGAGGACGGUGAAGCAGUGGUUCCACCUUCUGACAAGAUGAAGACAGAGGAAGACCUCAUGGAACCUAUAAGCAAGUUCAUGGAAAGAAAGAAAUUGAAAGACACGGACGACAAAGAGGUACUGGGGAAGUCGAGCUUAUCAGGCAGACAGAACCCCAGCUUCAAGCUCGCCUUCUCCGGCUCCACUAAAACCAGCCUGUCCAGCCCCCCGUCGUCUGCCUCAUUGAACCCAGGUUCGCCAGGAUCACCAGGUUCUCCAGGCUCAGGGGCGCGGAGCUCCCCAUCCACUGCAACUGUAACCACAAAGGGAGGUUUAGUAGGACUUGUGGACUACCCCGAUGAUGAUGAUGAUGAGGAGGACGAAGAUGAGGAGGACGGAGAGACUAAAGAGGACCCUCUGCCACCUUCCAAGAAGUCCAAACUGAGCUCCUAAAGAAGCUUCACUGUCUCAGCUUGUGCUUUGUUCAGACAGUUUCAGCUCAUAGACUCAGCACAGGAAUGAUCAAACUUGUAAACAAAUUGAAUGAAUGAAUGAAAGCCACCGCUCAUCCUCAGCUGGUGGCCAAAAGAGGAGCAGACUGAACGGAUACGAAGCCUCCUCGGACUAGCCCACUUUAUACAAGUGCCAAUCAGGAAACCAGGAACGACAAAUCGUCUGAAGGGCGAGACAGGACGUGUGAAAGUCGGGGGAGAAAAGAUCACACUUGAAACAUCGUCAGCAGACUCAGUAUGAGACAGGAUGGUAACUUAGCAACUGGAGAAAAACACCACAAACAUAAACACAACGCAGACUGAAUUCCAAGAGAGCUUGCGGGCUCGGACCAUAACCCAUUGCCCCUUGCCCCCCCACUCAGGGAAGGACAUCACAGCGGCCCAAGCGGGUCGGCCAAUUCAGACCCAGAACCACCACUCGCACCCCCUCCUCGGAGUUCACCUUCCUCCUUGUUUCUUUCUCCUUCUUUACUCCUCUGCUCUUCCUCCCUCUCUUUGUCGAUUGUUUUUCGUCCCUCGAUUUUUUUUAUUUAGUAUAUAGGACCAGACGGGAGGCAGCAUGUGGCAAAGAGCUGUCCUUGUUGUCGUUUGAUGAUGUCAUCAGUGUCGUCGUUUCCUCAGCGGAGGUUCUUUCUCUGAAGAGAAAAAAAAAGCCAGCAGUUUCUUCAUUACUUUCUUUUUGUUCUCUAUUUGUCUCUCAAUCUUUCUCCUGUUUUUUGUAAAUGACAACAAAAGAGACCUGCCUUUAAAUGUUCAGGACGUUUUCAGUCACACUUGAACAGGUUUUUAACGACCUCAGUAGGUGAGCUAGUUUUACCCUUUGCCCUUUGAAACUGCAGAUUUUUUGGAGAAUUUGUAAUCCCGUCUUGAUUAAAGAUUGAGUGGAAUUCUAGAUGUGAUGAAUUUUGUCAUAUCUUCUCAUUUUUUUCCUUUUACAUGAGUGUACACUUAGUUGUUCAGAAUAUUUGGGACCAUUAAAAUGAUCUUUGCUGUAA
This is a messenger RNA of Labrus mixtus (cuckoo wrasse), 3771 nucleotides long. It is a transcript of the gene ppp4r3a, whose product is annotated as SMEK homolog 1, suppressor of mek1 (Dictyostelium). The record is from RefSeq and is a predicted model, not a curated record. The transcript has 15 exons. NCBI's taxonomy places the organism in Eukaryota, Metazoa, Chordata, Actinopteri, Labriformes, Labridae. Gene Ontology annotation, cellular component: protein phosphatase 4 complex; nucleoplasm. Gene Ontology annotation, molecular function: protein phosphatase activator activity. The coding region runs from base 255 to 2717 and encodes 820 amino acids. Gene Ontology annotation, biological process: DNA damage response; protein dephosphorylation.